GAUUAGAAACCAAAGGCUCGAGUUCCAGGACUGGGAUCAGCAGCAACUGUGUGACUGUAACUAGUGACACUGAUACAGACUCUAAAGGUAAACAGUUUAGAUGACACCGCCUCCGGCCGUCAAGGGAGGGCAUAUCUGGAGGUACUCUGAUAUGGGGUGUGCUUUAGAUUUUGGACCGAGCCGUUUGUUUUGGAGAGAUGACCGAUGAGGGAAUGAUUAACCUGGCUGGCAAUGAUGAUGCAUGUGUGUGUGUCAUUGUCAGUGUGUGUGUACAUGACAGGAGGUGAAGGUCUGGAUGAGGGACACACUUCAACAAGAGCAUCUGAGCAGGAGCACACACUGUAACGGUGUCUAUUGUCCUGCAUUAUUGGUGUUUUAAGUGGAACAUCUUUUGCACCAGGCAGCAUAUCAAACUCAAAAGGAUUGUGAUUCUUCUACAAAAGUGUUUUUUGGCUGCCUGGGUCCAAUGCAGCCACCAGAGUAAAGUGCUCAUUAAAAGUACAGCAGCGGCGGCACAACAGCUGCGACUAUGUCAAGGUCUGAGGGAGCAGUCCGAGAGAAGCAGGAGCAGGUUCAACAGUGCUGAAUACAAUCUGUACAGGCUGCUGUGUCUUCUUCUUCAUCUUCGUCCACCUCCUCAUCCUCUGCUCCAGCUGCAACUUCAGCUCCUGCAGCAAACCAACAUAAUCAGAUCAUCAACUAGUCCAACGUCUGGCUCUUCACCAAUCUGCGGCAGUCUCAGUUGUUGCCAUGGCGUCAGCAGCUCUGGAGCUGAUGGGUUUCUUCCUGGGCCUGCUGGGGAUGCUGGGCACCAUGGUCGCCACGGUGCUUCCAUACUGGCAGAUUUCCGCCCACAUCGGCUCCAACAUCGUCACGGCGGUGGCCAACAUGAGGGGCCUGUGGAUGGAGUGCGUCUACCAGAGCACGGGGGCCUUCCAGUGCGAGACCUACAACUCCAUGCUGGCCCUGUCCUCCGACCUGCAGGCCUCUCGCGCCCUCAUGGUCAUCUCCCUUGUGCUGUCUGUACUCGCCAUCGCCAUGGCGCCCUUGGGGAUGCAGUGUACUCUCUGCUUGGAUGGCUCAGGCGCAGUUAAGAGUCGUGUGGCAGGCGCCAGCGGGUGCUUAUUCCUCGCUUCGGGCUUCCUGUCACUUAUACCGGUGGCGUGGACCACACACGAGGUGGUCCAGACCUUCUAUCGACCCAACGUACCGUCCAGCCUGAAGUUUGAGCUGGGGGAGUGUCUUUACGUCGGUCUGGCCUCUGCGCUCAUCUCCAUGCUGGGAGGGGGGAUGCUGUGUGCGUCGUGCUGCGAGGUACAGGACGGCGGGCGCGGGAGACGGCCCGGCGGAGGGUACCCAUAUCCGGUAGGAGGUGGCAUGCCGGGCACAGGGCUACGGGCUACCACACAGACCUACCACAACCCCACCCUGCAGGCGGGGGGCGUCAACGCAGCCAGCAGGGGGCAGACGUUGCUCCGCACUACCAGUCAAAGCUCCCAGUGCAGCGCACAUGGAGUCCAGGGAGCCAAGAAUCCCCGGGCGGCAGGAUAUGACAUCACAGGAUACGUCUGAGGUUACUGUCACUCCUUCCCACCUUUAAACGUGGUCCCCUGACAACUCACCUUCAACUACAUGUAUCUAUGUUGUGUAUUUAAUCGAAUGUUGUCACUAUAUGCUUGACGGAGCAACAGGACAAAUUAAAUACACGACAUACAAACGAGUCAACUUGUCACAGUGUGUUCGAUGGCCUUUCUGCAACCUGGGCUGGCUUCUUUUUAAAGCUUUUUCAAAAGUUUGUUAAAUAAAAUGGAAUUGUGGCAUUUCAGUGGAGGACAGUUUAAAGUGUAACGAUGACAAACUAGGCUCUGAUCAGACAGAGAGGGGUUUUGUAAGUUGAAAAAGCCGGACACACCACACUACCUUUUUUUGUUGUUGUUGAAGACGCUAGAUCAGACGGAGCGUCUUUUGCAGUUUGCUGCGUCUUUUUUAAAAACAUUGUUGCUAGGCAACCACCGAUGAGUGCUAACAUUAUCUUAACACAAACUGCUACCUAAUAGUUAAUAGUAUAUUUUAAGUCAAUGAAAACAACUUAACUGAAAUCCCAAGCAGCUACCGCACUAAUUUGCCUCCUGCUGUUUUCUGUUCAGAUCCUGGUAACUACGGUGGGUAAAUCCAUAUAGAUCCGGGUGAGAAAAAAAUUCUAAUGACGUCGGGUGCUUUUCUGCUCUUAGUUGAAUUUUUUUCAGGGUGCUCUUGCGUGUGUCUAGAAGGUUACCCACAAGUUGCAAACUCUUGCAAGACUCGCUGCCUGGCGACCUAUCCUAACCGUAACCAUUCGAGGUCAAUGCCUAACCUUAAAGGUGCUAAAUACAGGAUUGGGAGCAUUUCUAAUGUCUCUCAACGGGUCUCAACAAAGCGACGGCGAUCUGUGGCUCAGUGCAAACGGUGCUAAACAGUGCAAACAACAGCAAAAGUCCUGACAGAGCUAACAGUGUUAACCUGACGGUGGGUGCUACGCUUCCGCGACGACGCUGUCGGUCGGGACAGCGCUCUCAGCUGUAACCGCCGUAUGAGAGCAGUGCAGAGCAGUGCAGAGCAGUGCAGAGCAGCGGCCGUGAGCUAGCAGUGGGGCACGCUCAUAUGCACUCACAUGCAUGUGGUGCCGGCCCAAUGUCAACGAAGAGAAGCUCUGAUUACACACAGAGGGAGAGAGACUUCCUUCUCUGCUCAGGUAGACAUUACUCCUCUAUACCUUUACAUAGACAAUAGUUGACAUAUUAAAAUGCUCUGAAUAUCGAAUUUAGCACCUUUAACUAUUUGAGGUCUAUGCCUAACCUACCAUCUCGCGGGAGUUUCGCAACUUGUCGGUUACCUUCUAGACACGGCCUGCAAAAACGCAGGUUACAUAGAGCGGAAAAGUGCGAGGCGCUCAGCAACGCAAAAGCAGCGCGCAACACGCUUCACUCUCAUUGAAAAUAAUUACAAAAACCCAGGCAGCUAAAACACGCUCCUUUCUGUCUGCAACUAUUUUACAGUCUUUUCUCUGUACAUGUUUGAUCUUCUACUCUGACAACAACUCAUCUGUUAUGUAGAGAAAUCACAUAAAUAUGCAAACUGCACGCACACACACGCACACACACAC
This is a messenger RNA of Sebastes umbrosus (honeycomb rockfish), 3142 nucleotides long. RefSeq names its product claudin 2 (gene cldn2). Bases 751 to 1572 code for a protein of 273 amino acids. NCBI's taxonomy places the organism in Eukaryota, Metazoa, Chordata, Actinopteri, Perciformes, Sebastidae. Gene Ontology annotation, biological process: bicellular tight junction assembly; cell adhesion. The transcript is spliced from 3 exons. The record is from RefSeq and is a predicted model, not a curated record. Gene Ontology annotation, molecular function: structural molecule activity. Gene Ontology annotation, cellular component: plasma membrane; bicellular tight junction.